AUGCGCACUGACCCCGGAAUAACCGAGAACGUAAGAUUGUGUAUGGACAUUAUUCAACCGAUCCAACUUCAUGCGCCUGCCCUUCUAGAAGUUCUGUUGACAAAUUUCAUGUUUGGAUUGUUCUCCGCUGCAGGUUGGCUCCGCAGCAUCAUCCCUAAGACUGCUUUGAAGGUUGAGGAGGAGGCCUGGAACGCCUACCCCUACAUCAAGACCCGCUACUAUGUGCCCUUUAUGGAGAAAUUCAGGCUCGAGUUAGAGACCAAGUACCUGGGCGAUGGUGGUGAUCGGGAUGACGUCUUUGAGCUCCCACGGAACGGCAAGUUGUUCACUCUGUGCUUGGCAGCCUUCCACGCGACAGCAUUAAGUGCACAAUAGAUGCAGUCCUCAGAAUCCACAGAUUCUCCCUCUAGCAGCCGCCAGUUGACUGUCCACGCUGGUCAGCUACCUGAUGCCAGCAUCGGGCGCAAGUGGAUGGCCGUGAUAGACAAUUCGUAUGGUGUGCCACAGACCAUCUGCUCCCCCUUUCCGCCAAGUAACGUAGCAGGUUUUCACACAACUGUGCUAGGCAACUCGAAGCUCGCAUCUUUUAGAGUGCCAGUGGCCAAAUACUGGAAGUACUGA
Molecule: messenger RNA, 621 nt
Organism: Dibothriocephalus latus
Lineage: Eukaryota; Metazoa; Platyhelminthes; Cestoda; Diphyllobothriidea; Diphyllobothriidae
Source: the annotation of a GenBank genome assembly